Molecule: messenger RNA, 2075 nt
Organism: Lepisosteus oculatus (spotted gar)
Lineage: Eukaryota; Metazoa; Chordata; Actinopteri; Semionotiformes; Lepisosteidae
Gene: gca
Product: grancalcin
Molecular function (GO): calcium ion binding
Source: RefSeq, a predicted model, not a curated record
UCGUUUUCGAAAUUGGGAAAUGAAAAAUCUUUGUCCUGUGAGACACACAGUAGCGCCGUUGUUGAGUUAAACGGUUGUUUUAUAAUUUCCGGGUUAUAUCAUUACUGAACAAUUAUAUAUUGCACUUAGACCACCUCGGUUUAUAACCCGAGCUGUGUUCGCUACUGUUUUGAACAUCGUGCUGGUGUCAGGACUGGUGUUACUAACAUAACAUGAAGAUAAUUUUUUUUUUAGAAUGCUUAAUUUAGAUAUGUUAGAUCAUCAUGGGAGUACAAGAAGAGUUCAGCCAUCGCUCCGAUCCUUGUAUGGAGGCUAUGGAGCACCGAUGCCAGGAGUUCCAGGACACGGAAUACCGAUGCCAGGAGGACAGAUGGGAGGACCUCAGAUGGGUGGAUACCCUGGUUAUGGUGGUUUUCCCGGGAAUUUUGGUGCUGCACCUGUAAAUGACCCACUGUGGGGUUAUUUUACUGCGAUAGCAGGACAGGAUGGUGAAAUUGAUGCAGACGAGCUUCAAAGAUGUCUGACACAGAGUGGUAUUAGUGGCAGUUACAGUCCAUUCAGUUUGGAGACCUGUAGAAUCAUGAUUGCCAUGCUGGAUAGAGAUAUGACUGGGAAGAUGGGAUUUAAUGAGUUCAAGGAGCUUUUUGGAGUUCUCAAUGGCUGGAAGCAGAAUUUCAUGAUGUUUGAUCAAGACAGAAGUGGAACUGUGGAACCUCAUGAAAUGAGUCAGUCCAUUUCCUCAAUGGGUUACAGGGUUAGUCCCCAGGUGCUGAGUGGUAUUAUAAAGCGCUACAGCAAGAAUGGCAGGAUUUUCUUUGAUGAUUAUGUAGCCUGCUGUGUAAAACUAAGAGCACUCACAGACAGUUUCAGAAGGAGAGAUACUGCACAACAAGGAAUUGUAAAUUUCCAGUAUGAUGAUUUCAUAUUGUGCACGAUGUCGAUCUGAUUACCUCAUGAUCGAAAUCUGUGGAGGACAGCGGUUGAAACCUGUUGGAUUAAGAACAGCUUUCGAAGGCUUCAGUCUACUUGGAUGUGUUGUAGCUUAAGAACACCAGCUGCUGUGUUUGUGUGGUAAAGUAUGUGCUAGAAGAGUAUGUUUCUUUAAAGAUAGACCAGCACGACCGAAAAACAAAACUAUAAAUGUAUAAUGGACAUUUGUACUAUAUAAUUUUUUAUUUAAUAAUAUAAUCCAAAAUAGGAAUUUAGCAUGUAGUAAAGCACACAAGGUCAGCUUGUACAAAGAUCUAUAUUGUGUUGAAUUGUGAUAAACCCUUAGGGCAAAAGGGACAUAUCUUAUUAUGUUUUGACAAAUCAGGUGCCACUACUUUGACUGAUUAGUACUUCUAAGUGGAUGAUUGUUCUUUUAUAUGAUUUCUACAACCUUGAAUGUGCAUCACCCUUAUUUGGGAAGUUGAGAUGUAAUGUUGCCAUUUUAUAAUUAUUAGAAGAUAAAUUUACUAAAGAGGGUGGCUGAAGAUGUCCAGAUCGUUUCAAGUUACAUCUCAUGGAUUACCCUAUUAGAGUGUGACAUUAUUUACUUGCUGGUGUACUGUAAGUACCAUUAUAAUACUUGGGUAUGAGCCCAGUAAACCUAUGGUAAAAAGGCAACUCUUUUGACACAAAGUGCCAACAUCAUCUACAAGCACUUGGAUCAUCAAUGAUUUUAUUUUGUGCUUCUUAUUUUGCCAUAAACUACAGUUUUUAUCUGUGUACAUUUAGAAUUUGGAAGACAAAGUAAAGAACUGCAGUGCUUCAGUGUUAGAGCAACAUUUGUGAUAACUUGUUAAUCAGUGUAUCAAGGGUUUUUUUUAAUUUCUAAGCAGGCCAAAAGGGAUGUUCAAUGUUAUUUUUGUCUGCUGUAUGCUAAUAAUUAAAAAAUGUGAACCACAGGGAAUCUGCUAAUCAUAUUAACUGUUACAAUGUUUUUCUUUGAUCAGUUGCUACCUUAAGCUUUAUGUUAAUAGCUACAAAUGCAACCUAUUUCAAAUAGUUUAUAACACAGAACAACUUGAUUAAACGUUAAUGGAUUUUGUGUAUUUUUUAUGUUAACACAAAACAAUAAACAAAAGAUUGUA